AUGUCAAACCAGCGGUAUGACGCCGAUCAAUACGGCCAGAGCUACAACGCCCAUCAUCAGACUGCGAGACGACCAAAAUACCAAUCCACCUCCCGUUCGUCGGACUACAUCUCUCGACCGACGCCUUCAGGCCUGGAAGACUACAUCUCCAAGCCCUCGCAGUCCCAGCGCAUCGCGAAUCCCAGGAGCAGGAGCUAUGUUGCUUCAAACUCAGACUACAUCGCCCGACCCGUGGAAUCAACAAGUGACUACAUCUCCCCACGCUCGCCGAGGUCCAGUCUCUACGCAAGCGGCAGCAGCAGCAGGUCAACCCACCAUGGCCGAAGCGCCCAGUACUCUCCAUCGCGCUGUUCUUCAACGCACUACGCUACUUCGCGGAGCACAUACAGUCACGCAUCACAAGACAGCAUCCUCCCCCACGCAGAAACCUGGAAUGACACCCAGCUCAUCAAGCAAGGCGGCUGGGAGAGCAGACUCGAGUUUAUGCGUUCCCACGGCCUAAAGGACUACGAGCACGAUGCCUUCCAGGAAGCAAGCCACAUCCUAGACAAGUACCGCGCCCUGGAUGCGCAAAACUACAACAAUGACGGCUACAACGACCGCACCGGUUCAGCGAGCGACGUGGAAAGUUACCACCGCAACGGCUCCUCGUACGCCUCCUCGCACAACAACUACGACUCCGACUCCAACGACUCCGACUCCGACUCCGACAAUGAUAACGGAAAAGACGCAUACGACAAAGGCUCAGACAUAUGUUCGUACCGCAGCACCACGCCGUCGGACCUCGCCUCGCGCGCCUCCUCGUCCAUCGCACGCUCAGACGUAUCCGCCACGCGGUACGCAGCAAGCGACUACGACGACGAGAUCGGCGCAGCAUCCGAGGACGAAAAGAUUCCCUCGGACGAUAGCCGGAGUGCAGGGAGCGGGUAUGCGUCCAGCAGUGCGGGGGCAGUAGGACAAGGUAGCGAUUAUUUCUCGUGUGAUGAUGAUGAUGACGACGAAAUAGGACAAGAGGGUGGAGGGCAGGACGACGACGAAGGCGCUGGUGCACCGAGCGAUGUUGCGAGUGAUGUUGGGGGCCCUGGAGAUGACGGUAGCGACGCUGGGUAUGAAGAUGAUUAUAUGGAUAAUGGGGGGUAUGAUGAUUAUGAUGCGAUAGGGGACGAAGACGAUGAGGACUAG
Cucurbitaria berberidis CBS 394.84 is the source of this 1182-nucleotide messenger RNA. RefSeq lists its product as uncharacterized. Lineage: Eukaryota; Fungi; Ascomycota; Dothideomycetes; Pleosporales; Cucurbitariaceae. The transcript has a single exon. Bases 1 to 1182 code for a protein of 393 amino acids. The record is from RefSeq and is a predicted model, not a curated record.